This is a messenger RNA of Trifolium pratense (red clover), 762 nucleotides long. RefSeq lists its product as uncharacterized. Bases 30 to 707 code for a protein of 225 amino acids. The transcript is spliced from 2 exons. NCBI's taxonomy places the organism in Eukaryota, Viridiplantae, Streptophyta, Magnoliopsida, Fabales, Fabaceae. The record is from RefSeq and is a predicted model, not a curated record. Gene Ontology annotation, molecular function: nucleic acid binding; zinc ion binding.
GUGACAUUAGAGCUCUUAAGCAAAAUAAUAUGAGCAUUCAAGAAUUUUAUUCGACUAUGACAAAUUUGUGGGACCAAUUGGCUCUCAUGGAACCCGCUGAAUUAAAAGGUGUCAAAGCAUACCUUGACCAUAGAGAAGAGCAACGAUUAGUUCAAUUUUUGAUGGCUCUUCGUGACGAAUUUGAGGCCUUGCGUGGGAGUAUUCUACAUCGUACUCCUCUUCCUAAUGUUGACUCGGUUGUUAAUGAACUGUUGGCGGAAGAAAUUAGACUCAAGUCUCACUCUCUUUCGCAUUUGGAUAAAGAAACUCAUACAUCUCCUCCAUCCGUUUUUGCUGCUCCUUUUAACAAAGGAAAACCUCAAGGGAGGGUUGGUGUUGGUAUUGAUGAAUGUGCUUUUUGCAAGCAAAAAGGGCAUUGGAAAUCAAAUUGUCCGCAAUUGAUGAAAGCAGGAAGAAAAAAUUUUAAGCCUCCCUCAUCUAAUGUUGCUGCUGCUACUUCUUCUAUUGUUGCUCCUCCGUCCGUUGGUUCUGGUAUUGGUUCUGCAUACCCAUCUGAGACUAAUUCACAUGUAUUUGAUCUUGCUGAGCAGUUUCAAAAGUUUCUCGCAACUCAGCCACAUGCUAUGUCUGCCUCCUCUAUCAAAGGUUUGAAUCCCUCUAGCUUGUCAGGAUCAACAAUCCGGGAGGAAGAUUGGGACAGGCCGUAGACAGGGGGGACUUUAUAUUUUGGAUGAGUUGAGAGUUCCAGAUACUGCAGCCUCA